AUGUCGUUCUUCACGAGCGGUUUCGCGACCAUGGUGAACAACAGGCGCCUGAAGGCGGCGAAGAAGGCAGGCACGAAAAACGCAGACAAGAACGUGGAGAGCUCUGAUAACGAGGAAAAGAACGACUGUGGCAAGGAGGAAGAGAAAGACGAGGGAAAGUGGGACAUGCUCACAGACGUUUACGGCCGGGCAUACUGGCAGCACAACGUGACGGGCGAGUGGGCCUACGUCUACGGUGGCGGCCUCAGCGCCCCUCCCGUUGUGGCGGUCAGUCCUACACCCAUGGCCUGUCCCCACGGCGUGGUCUUCACGCCUCCGCCUGUCUACGCCGCCGCCCCCAACCCGCCCCUCCCCACCAAGAAGAAGGACGACGACAAACAGGACGAGAAGAAGGAGAAGGGCAAGGGGUGGUGGGAGACGAAGUACGACGAGGACGGGGACCGGUACUGGGAGCACACGGUGACCAAGAAGACCACCUACAAGGACCCCUACUACUGA
This is a messenger RNA of Ectocarpus siliculosus, 498 nucleotides long. Lineage: Eukaryota; Phaeophyceae; Ectocarpales; Ectocarpaceae. The record is from the annotation of a GenBank genome assembly.